GGAAAAGUUACAUCUCAGUACCAGGAGAGGCCCUCACAAUGCAGUCUCAGACCACGAUCGUGGGACUUUUCUACCACAAAAUGCACAACUACUACAAAAAAAUCAGCCCUCUACAAACAAGGAUAAAUGAGGCAGUGGAUUUUAAAGAUCAUAAGAUCCAGAUGGCCAGUCAUCUUAUUUCUCUGAAGGUGGAACCCUCUCCUGCCCUGUCACUCAACCUGUCCACUGAGCCGCUCAUCCGGAUCGUCCUCACGCAUCAGCUGAGUAAAGAACAGCAGCUCCAGGCCUCAAACCAAAGUAAUAAAGUGUUCCUGUUCUGCGCCUUCCUGGACUACAGCUCCAAAGAGGGUGUGUGGUCCAACGAGGGGUGUGUGAGAGCUGAUGGAAACCUGUCCUUCUCUAUUUGCUUGUGUAACCAUCUGACAAACUUCGCCAUCCUUAUGCAAGUGGUUCCCAUGGAGCUCUCAAAGGCCCACCAUGUGGCGCUGUCCACCAUUAGCUACAUCGGCUGCUCUAUCUCUAUUUUCUGUCUGGCAAUUACACUGGUCACCUUUGCUGUCCUGUCGUCUGUUAGCACCAUCCGUAAUCAGCGUUACCAUAUUCAUGCAAACUUGGCAUUUGCAAUCUUAGUCGCUCAAAUCCUUCUGCUCAUCAGUUUCCGCUUCAAUCCCGGCACGCUCCCGUGUAAGAUCAUGGCUGUAUUGCUGCAUUUCUUCUUCCUGUGUGCGUUCGGCUGGAUGCUGGUGGAAGGGUUGCAUCUCUACAGCAUGGUGGUCAAAGUGUUUGGGUCAGAGGGCAGCAAGCACUUUUAUUACUAUGCAAUCGGAUGGGGAUGUCCUUUUGUCAUAUGUGUGGUGUCUAUGACCUCGUCACUAAACAGCUAUGGAGAGGAUGGCAAUUGCUGGCUGUCUCUGAAGAAUGGGGCGAUUUGGGCUUUUGUAGCCCCUGCCCUGUUUGUAAUAAUGGUGAACAUUGGCAUUUUGAUAGCUGUGACACGGAUCAUAUCCAGGAUCAGCGCUGAGAACUAUAAGGUUCACGGAGACGCCAACUCUGUUAAGCUUACGACUAAAGCAGUGGCGGUACUCUUGCCCAUCCUGGGCAUAUCGUGGAUCUUUGGGGUUCUGGCGGUGAACGACCACUCCCUGCUUUUCCAGUACAUGUUUGCAGUGUUUAACUCACUACAGGGGUUCUUCAUAUUCCUGUUUCACUGUCUGUUAAACUCUGAGGUGAGGGCUGCUUUCAAACACAAAACUAAAGUGUGGACUUUAACCAGCAGCUCAAUCCGCAACAUCAAUGUCAAACCUUUCAACUCAGACAUAAUGAACGGCCACAAGGGCGGUGUGACUCCCACAAAGAUGAACACAUGGGACAAAAGCACCAACUCAGCCAACCGCAUAGAUUUAUCAGCGGUAUAAUGGCUUCUGGUCCAAAGAGAGCAAGAGGACAGCAGCAUAGCAUUUCUUGUAGAACAUGUGCCUUUCUAUAUCACAUUUUAUAUGGACUCCAAAUGAUGAAAUGGCUAAAAACACUUGCAGCUCAUUGUAGAAUAGUUAACUCACAACACCGAGCUCUCUGAUGUAAUUUCCUCCUGCUGAUGAUCUCUCUAAUACAAACAUAGGAUGAAGACACACAGCCCAUUGUUGGGAUGACUUUUUGAUCGUUUGCUAAUAAUGUGGUCUGCUAAGGAAUCUGAGUUCAAGAAAACACACUAACUCUCACAGACAGGAGACUCUCCUGAGAUACAGUACCUGUGCUGUAACUGUUUGCUUGCUUUGAUAUUUUGAAUAACACACUAGACCUGUGCUACAUUUGGACCACUGUUUAGCCGUCCUUUAAACAGAGGAAUCAUCACGUACAAGUCUGGAGUGUCUCAACUUUAAUAAGAACGCUUCUUUGCAACCGGCCUGAGUGAAGUAGCAGCUUCUAUUAAUUUUUGUCCAUCUGCCCAUCUACUAUGGCUUUAAAUUAGACCUGGAAGAGAAGUACAAUACUGGCGAAAAUCUCUGGAGUUCUUCCUCAUUAUUGUGAUGGUUUUCUCUUUUUUAAUGUAGUAUUGUAAAUGGCACU
Messenger RNA from Sinocyclocheilus anshuiensis, 2067 nucleotides. Its product is annotated as adhesion G-protein coupled receptor D1-like. Lineage: Eukaryota; Metazoa; Chordata; Actinopteri; Cypriniformes; Cyprinidae. The record is from RefSeq and is a predicted model, not a curated record. Gene Ontology annotation, cellular component: plasma membrane. The coding region runs from base 39 to 1415 and encodes 458 amino acids. The transcript has 15 exons. Gene Ontology annotation, molecular function: G protein-coupled receptor activity. Gene Ontology annotation, biological process: cell surface receptor signaling pathway; adenylate cyclase-activating G protein-coupled receptor signaling pathway.